Messenger RNA from Capra hircus (goat), 474 nucleotides. Its product is annotated as histone H2B type 1. Gene Ontology annotation, molecular function: protein heterodimerization activity; structural constituent of chromatin; DNA binding. The record is from RefSeq and is a predicted model, not a curated record. The coding region runs from base 42 to 422 and encodes 126 amino acids. Gene Ontology annotation, cellular component: nucleosome. The transcript has a single exon. NCBI's taxonomy places the organism in Eukaryota, Metazoa, Chordata, Mammalia, Artiodactyla, Bovidae.
UUCAAGAUUUUUCUGUGUUGUUAGAUGUUGUGAGUAUAGGCAUGCCUGAACCGGCUAAGUCCGCUCCUGCUCCUAAAAAGGGCUCUAAAAAGGCUGUGACUAAGGCUCAGAAGAAGGACGGCAAGAAGCGCAAGCGCAGCCGUAAAGAAAGUUAUUCCGUGUACGUGUACAAGGUGCUGAAGCAAGUCCAUCCGGACACCGGCAUCUCAUCCAAGGCUAUGGGCAUCAUGAACUCCUUCGUCAACGACAUUUUCGAGCGCAUCGCUGGUGAGGCAUCGCGCUUGGCUCAUUAUAACAAGCGCUCGACUAUUACAUCCAGAGAGAUCCAGACUGCUGUGCGCCUGCUGCUGCCUGGGGAGCUGGCCAAGCACGCCGUCUCCGAAGGCACCAAGGCUGUCACCAAGUAUACCAGCUCCAAAUAAAUAUAAUAUGUCUAGCUGCUGUUAAACCAAAGGCUCUUUUCAGAGCCACUUA